GCGUUUUAACAAUAUCCACGUUGGUCAAAGCUAGGUUUUGUAAAUGGAAGACUAAAAUGGUUUUCUGAUAAGACUACAUGAGAUGGAGAGGAUAUUUUUCUGCUCCUUUUAUUUGGCGUGUGUUUCAGGCAUCUACAAAGAUGUGGUUUAUGUUAUGGACCGAUCUGGGAGUGUGAAGGAGCCGGACUUUGAUGAGUCCGUGGACUUUGUGUACAACGUCACAGAAUACCUAGACAUCGGAUCAUCUGACAUGCAAGUCAGCAUCGUGGUUUUCUCCAGUUUUUAUUCAGAAAUAUUCGAUCUCAAUGAUCAUACAACUAAAACAGAUCUGUUAACCGCCAUCAAAAAUUUGCGAGGUACUACCACGACAGGCGGAACGUAUACAUAUCGCGCAAUUGACUACGUAAGAGAAUACUCAUUCACGUCUGCUAGAGGAGGAAGAAGCGGAGCCAAUCGGGCGGUGGUGAUUCUGACAGAUGGAUUGUCUAAUGAUGCUAACCGUACUCUAACAGCAGCGGACAAUUUACGAAAUGAGUCAGGAGCUGAAGUGUUCGCAAUAGGUAUUGGGACAACGGUCUCCAGGUCAAAUGACGAACUGAAAGGAAUUGCCAACGAUCCCGAUUCCUACUACGUCCAUUACAUCGACACAUUUGUCUAUCUCUGCAACCUGGUUCCAGCUUUAGUUCCAAAACUUGACAGCACAGUGACCCCCUCGUUACUCGCCGAUUGUCCUACCCCACCAUCCACAACUCAAGUCUCCACAACAAUGGUAGAUACUACUACAACUAAUACACCUACAGCAGGAAUCACAACAACAACAACAACAACACAAGACACAACAGAAGCAUAUACCGCUACUGAAGCAACAACAAUCCAAACACAACAAACGGGCAUGACGUCACAAACAACUGAUUUGACAACUGCGGCUUCUGUGUCUUCAGCGUUGACAUCAACCGUUAAUACAGUCAAUGGUGCUAAAUCAUCGUCUAUGGAAAAUGGAUCAUCUUCAUCGUCUACGGAAAAUGGAUCAUCAGGUAACACGGCGGUUGUUGCAGCAGGUGCAGCGCUCGGUGCGCUGGCAGCGGCGGCCACCGCCAUCGUCUCUGCGAGUCUCCUACGCCGAUGGCACUUCUCGAUGAAGGAAGAUCCCGUUGUCCUGGCCGCAGUCAGUCAGUAUCAGCAAGCACCUAUAGGACCUUCCAAGUCUAAAUUUGUUAAAAUAUAAUUGUACUGCGUAGUGCAGGCAAUAAGUAUACGUUGGGACAAAUUUCCUCCGAAAGGGAGACCGGCUCCUCCCCAUUCCUACGGGGCAGUAGUAUUUAUGUAGUAACAGACAUAUGGUGCUCGAAUAAAGAACAAAAAUCCUUACGCAAUGUUGAGGUGUUAAAUCACUUUUUUGUUACGAAUAAAGUUUUGAAUAAUU
Ostrea edulis (European flat oyster) is the source of this 1423-nucleotide messenger RNA. Its product is annotated as collagen alpha-5(VI) chain-like. The coding region runs from base 83 to 1225 and encodes 380 amino acids. The record is from RefSeq and is a predicted model, not a curated record. The transcript is spliced from 6 exons. Lineage: Eukaryota; Metazoa; Mollusca; Bivalvia; Ostreida; Ostreidae.